This is a messenger RNA of Hippocampus comes (tiger tail seahorse), 1327 nucleotides long. It is a transcript of the gene rcor3, whose product is annotated as REST corepressor 3. Gene Ontology annotation, biological process: negative regulation of DNA-templated transcription; regulation of transcription by RNA polymerase II. The annotation marks the transcript as partial. Lineage: Eukaryota; Metazoa; Chordata; Actinopteri; Syngnathiformes; Syngnathidae. Gene Ontology annotation, cellular component: histone deacetylase complex; transcription regulator complex. Gene Ontology annotation, molecular function: transcription corepressor activity. The record is from RefSeq and is a predicted model, not a curated record. The transcript has 10 exons.
CGGACAUUUUGUUUGUCUCGGGAUCCCGGCGCCUCCCCCCUCCUCCCGCGCCGGUGGCGUCCCGAGGAGCGCGUCGGCGGCCGUCGAGCGAGCCUUUGGCGGCCUCCGGACGGGUUCGCCUUCUCGGCGGCGGCGGCGGCUGUCGAGCGCGGCGGCGCCGGCCGGGAUGAUGCCGGGCAUGAUGGACAAAGGCUCCGAGUAUUUGGGCAAGGCUCGCUCCAACGGCACCAAGAGUCCGUCCAACGCUUCCAACGGACACUUGACGGACGAAAGCGCCAGUGACGACGAGCACGAUGUUGGCAUGCGAGUCGGAGCGGACUAUCAGGCCAACAUUCCCGAUUUCGAGGCCGGCUCCGGCAAGUACUCGGAGCGGGACGACGGCGGGAUGUUGGUGUGGUCGCCUUCCCGCGACAUCGAAGACGGCAAGCUGGACGAGUACGUGGCGCUGGCCAAAGAGAAGCACGGCUACAACGUGGAGCAGGCGCUGGGGAUGCUCUUCUGGCACAAACACGACAUUGACAAGUCGUCGGCCGACCUCCCCAACUUUACGCCUUUUCCCGACGAGUGGACGGUGGAGGACAAAGUUCUCUUUGAGCAAGCGUUCAGCUUUCACGGCAAGAGUUUUCACCGCAUCCAGCAGAUGCUUCCAGAUAAAUCCAUCUCCAGCCUGGUCAAGUACUACUACUCGUGGAAGAAGACCCGCUCCAGAACCAGCCUGAUGGACCGCCAAGCCCGGAAGUUGGCCAGCAGGAGCAACCGGGGCGACAGGCACCAGACGCUGCAGCACCGCCACCAUCAGCGCUCGCGAUGCCGGCCCCCCAAAGGCAUGUACCUGAGCCAGGACGACGUGGUGGCCGUCUCCUGCGGCGCCGCCGCCGCCAUCGCGCUCCUGCGCCGGCUGGACGUGGAGUUGGUGUCCCUCAAGAGGCAGGUGCAAAACGCCAAACACCGCUCCGGCUUCCCGCCGCAUCCCGCGAGCGGGCGCCGUCGCUUGGGCCGAGACCUCGUUUGGGGAAUCGGGGGCCCACGCCCAAAGUUGAAACGUUUUCCCGGCGCCCGCGUCAUCUCGACUCCCGUCUCGCCGCCGCCGCCGUGUCUUGCAGGAGUCAGGAGGUACGGCAAGGAUUUCCAGGCCAUCGCCGACGUCAUCGGCAACAAAACGCCGGGACAAGUGAAGAAUUUUUUCGUCAACUACCGCCGCCGAUUCAACCUGGAGGAGGUGCUUCAGGAGUGGGAGGCGGAGCAAGGGGACGGCGGCGCCGCCUCCGGGGAGGAGUCGAAAAACGCUUCCGCCGCGCCCUCCGGGAGGAGCACCGACGAGGAGGAC